AUGGUUCCUGAAGAGCUGCGACGACAGCUCAAGCUAUUGUACAAGGGUGCCAGCUUCGCAGAGCUGAAGUCCAGAGGUGAUUUUCCAUACUUGUCCAGACCAGAUGAGGUGACCCUUUUCGUAGAGGUCCACAUGCGUCGAUUUGGUGCAUUUGCACAAGGUCCAUCCGUGGCCCAAGUGGAUGAUGUGGCGACGGAUAAAGGGGCUGACAUUCUUCGAGACCCAGGCCAUCAAUGCUUGGGUUGUCAUAUCUGUACAGCGUGCAACAUGGCGUGUCGGCGUCUUCGCACUGGACACCAGCAUCCAAUUGAAACAGAAAGCAAAGUAACCAAACGUGAGUUUAAGGCGGCUGGCGGAUCAAGUUUCAGAAAUCGCUUCCGACAUGUCUGGAGGAGUCGUGUCAAUGUACGACUCCUCCACUACAUUCCAAUCUAUGCCCGAUGUAGCGGGCGAUGGCCUGAGGUUGUGACAUCCUUCCAGUUCUGGCAACGUUCACGUACUGUCACUCCUGAGGGCCGUUGCUUAGUCUCUUGUGAUAUCAGUGCAGUAUCAGUGCAGGUACACAGAUCUGGCGAAACUAGAUGA
Messenger RNA from Symbiodinium necroappetens, 585 nucleotides. Lineage: Eukaryota; Dinophyceae; Suessiales; Symbiodiniaceae. The record is from the annotation of a GenBank genome assembly.